Symbiodinium sp. CCMP2456 is the source of this 726-nucleotide messenger RNA. The record is from the annotation of a GenBank genome assembly. NCBI's taxonomy places the organism in Eukaryota, Dinophyceae, Suessiales, Symbiodiniaceae.
AUGGUGCUGGGACUGCGGCGUGGCAUUCCCUGCUCUCGGUCCAGGCCGCCCGAAAGAAUGGUGCCGUACUUCGCAGCUCCAGAUGUGCAUCCCGGAUGUGGCCUCCACAAGUCGUGGCGGAGCCUUCGCCGAAGAAGAUGGGCAUGCCUCCGCCACCCUCGCCCACGCCCAGUGCAGCUUACAUGUUGCGAGUGCAAGGAGGUUUCUCCUGUAGAGGAGACGCUGAGGCAAGCUCAGGUGCCCUUCAUUUUGAUGAUCCGAAGCUUCUUUCCAUUGCUGGCAUCGCAAGUAUUGUUGCAGGGCCGACAGGUACUUCUAAACCUCGUCCUCGUCGGACAUAGCCACGGAGGUGUGAUUGCUCAUAGCAUGGCGCAGUGCCUUGAGUCUGCCGGCUUUCUCGUGAAGGGCAUAGUGGCUGCGGACACGCUCGGGCUGCCUCGCAAGGCGGAGAUGCCUUUGCCUCGCUUCGACCCGCAGGCGCUCGCACGGCACCGGUCUCCGUACCACUGGCAUCUGUCGUCACCGAAGGUUAACAUGAUGGCCCCCGACGUGCCUCCCCUUCGAAGGAUACUUCCAAGCAGAGCUGAGUUGCUGGUUGGCGGAGCUGUCUUCCCACCCAAGCACUUGCAGGACAUCGACCACAGUCGUAUUCUGCAGCAAAGCCCCUGGGACGUGGCGGCCGUGGUGUCCAACACCUUCAGGAGGCUUUCCGGCCAGUCGCAAUGA